GACCCUUUUAGUUUCACUUUCUUAUUAUAAGAAUUCAGUGAGUUCAGAGAAUAUUUCAAGAGUGAAAGUAGAUGCUUCGACAGACACGGUACAGAAGCAGAUCAGAUGAUCUUUGUGAGGCUCUGCAGCGUCAAUUAAAAUUGAAAAUGAGCAACAAGGUAAACUGUCUGCCACCUGCAGAUGCAGAUGCACCCCAAGAUGCGACUAACGAGGCUACUGAUGAGGCUAGUAACGACGACACUGAAUUUAACAACCUUACAAGAGCAGAUGGAAACCAUCCCACAGCCCCCAAGAAUGUUGAACAUGAAAGCAAAACUGAAGAGAAAAAUAGGACUACUGCUCCAGAGAUGACCAACCAGCCAUGCCCAUCUGCAGCACAAACACCUGCAGAUGCUGUUAACGAUGCUGACGAACGUCCUCCAGGUCUCAAGAACUCUGGGAUUACAAAGCAACCUAAACAGCAGGACUAUCCAAAAAGGUCGACGAUGGAGAAAUUCUUCACUGUUGUGACUGGGAAUACUCUGGGGUCUCAUGAUAAAUUAAUUAACCGUCUCGCUGCCAAAAAACACUUAACCGAAGUGACGUCACUAGAGGAGUGUGAUGUCAUCCUGGCUUUCUGUCCCAUCGUCUCUCGUGCUGGGACUGAUAUUGAAGCAGCACUGGAGCAGAUUCCAGCUGGUAAACCUGUCAUCCUGGUAGUGCUGCAUCACACCUUCGAUCCAGACUACACUGUACCUGACAGUAGCAGACUAGUGACCAGAGGUGAUGAAAUACUCACAGUGGACUGUCUCUUCCAUGAGAACCAGGGACUACUGGAGUGUCCUCGCAAUGAAUCAGUGUUAAAAGACAUUUUGAAGAAGCUUGACAUACUUCCUGAGACUAAAAAGAAAGCAGUAGCCAAUAGGGCUCAGGAGAGGCAAACUGUACAGCCAAUGGAGACAGGCCUUUGGGACAUUUUCCUCAACAACUACUGUUGCUGUUUUCUACCCUCAAGAUUAUGUCCUACAGAGGGCCAGAACACUCCCCUUAUCCAAGAUGAGAGGACAGGGGCCUAUGAUACAAUUGAAAAGUUAUAAGAUAAAGAAGUGUAUAAGUAUAUUUACUUUAUGUGUAGGCCGCGGAUACAGCAUCAAACAAAAACAAGAAAUGUGUGCUUAAAAUACAAUUUAUACAUUGAUAAUGACUGAGAUGGUUAUACCUGUGAUAAAACAAUAUAUUCAAUAGUAUAAACUGGGUAGUUUAGCUCCUGGAUGAAGAUUAGCUGAAAACUGUUGUAUAUGAGACAUUUGUGCCACGUUCACGUGCUGGUCGGAACUCGGAAAUGUCCGUUUGCUAACUGGUUGAAUGCGGCACGUGUACAACCAGUUAGCAAGUCGAAAAUGUCCAAGUUUCUUGGUUCCGAACACUGCCUAUAAACCUGGUAGUCUGGGUCCUGGAUGCUGAUUUGUUGAAAGCUGCGGUAUAUCGGACAAUAUACCAUGGGUAUGACAUAGAAUUACUUGUUUACUGUUCUAAUUAUGUCGGUAACCAGUUUAUAAUGGCAAUAUUGCACCUUGAGGGUUUGUGGUAUAUGGCCAAUAUACCACGGCUAAGGGCUGUAUCCAGGCACUCCACUUUGCUCUGUGUCUAAAAACAGCCCUCAUGCUUUGUUCGUGACCAAGUUGGAAUUGACCACAUACGACUGGGAAAAAUCCACCUGAACGGCCCUCCAACUGAUCAUUACUAGUGGGAAACUCGUCCAUCAUCCUGAUCUCCCACUUCUCCCACAUGCUGAACUCAGACAUCACCUAUUAUGGAAAUUACCUCUGUAACAGCAUUUUCAACAGUUAAAUGCAAAAAACAAAACAAUUCAUAAAAGCUUAAUAGUAACAUGUUUUUAAACUAUACUUUGUUUACAAGCAUGAUAGCUGUACUUUUAGUUGAUGGUUUACGCAGCUCGUUGGCCAUUAGCCAAUCAGCGUUUCUAAACGAGUUCAAAGCGCGUGAAUGCGUCCACUGGUAAAUUCCCACCUCCCACUUGGUUAUGAAGGCAGCAUCAGCUGUGGUAUACUGGACACAUGCCACACCCUCUUGGGCUUUAAUUGCUUAAAUAUUACUAUGCCUAAUUUAUGAGCCGCUUAUUAUUUUUUUCUUUAACCAAAUCAAUAUUGACAUUGUGUAAUGCUAUUUGACCUUUAUUUUGUCAGAAAAUGGUGUAUUGUUGUGAAAAUAAUGACCUUUUGUGCAAGAAACUAAUAAAAACAAAUAGAUAAAG
Molecule: messenger RNA, 2254 nt
Organism: Oncorhynchus tshawytscha (Chinook salmon)
Lineage: Eukaryota; Metazoa; Chordata; Actinopteri; Salmoniformes; Salmonidae
Exons: 11
Coding region: 72-1076 (334 amino acids)
Source: RefSeq, a predicted model, not a curated record